Messenger RNA from Exophiala dermatitidis NIH/UT8656, 2088 nucleotides. RefSeq lists its product as uncharacterized. Gene Ontology annotation, biological process: activation of GTPase activity; nucleocytoplasmic transport. Gene Ontology annotation, cellular component: nucleus; perinuclear region of cytoplasm; cytosol. The record is from RefSeq and is a predicted model, not a curated record. Gene Ontology annotation, molecular function: GTPase activator activity; small GTPase binding. Lineage: Eukaryota; Fungi; Ascomycota; Eurotiomycetes; Chaetothyriales; Herpotrichiellaceae. The coding region runs from base 131 to 1387 and encodes 418 amino acids. The transcript has a single exon.
UCCGAAUUUCAUGCGCAUGUAAAGGGCAUAAUAAACAUUUGCCUUCGCAACUUCUGUUGACACCCCUUCUCGAAAGUUGCAUAGACAGAUUCAUACCUUCGUUGGACACUUUCAAAGACAGUUGCGCAUCAUGGAGGGUACCAAGUUCUCGCUCGCAGGCCGCGGAUUAAAACUCGACACCAAAGAAGACAUCGAAAAGCACAUUCAGCCACUUAUUGAAUCGUCCACGGUCACCCACAUCGACCUUUCGGGAAACACGCUGGGCGUGGCCGCGUGUGCCGCGCUCGCUCCCAUAUUAGCCUCCAAGUCGACUCUGGAGAGCGCCGAUCUGCACGAUAUCUUCACGUCCAGACUACUCGAGGAAAUCCCUCCUGCUCUUUCGUCCCUGCUGACCGCCUUGUUGGAAUGUCCCAACCUACACACGAUCGAUCUGAGCGAUAAUGCCUUCGGACUCAAUACCAAGGAACCUCUAGUCGAUUUUCUGUCCAAACACACCCCGCUAAAGCAUCUUAUCUUGAACAAUAAUGGCAUGGGCCCCAUUGCGGGAACGUCGAUCGCCGAAGCAUUGGUGACACUGGCCGAGCGAAAAGAUUCCGCUAGAAAAGAAGGCAAGGAUGUCCCGUAUCUGGAGAGCAUCGUCUGCGGCAGGAAUCGGUUGGAAAAUGGCAGCAUGGCGGCGUGGGCAAAGGCAUACGAGGCACACAAAACUGGCAUCAAGAGUGUCAAAAUGACGCAGAACGGUAUCCGGCCAGAGGGUAUCUCGCACCUGAUUUCCUCGGGUUUAUCCAUCUGCAGUAACCUUGAGGUCCUCGACAUGCAAGACAAUACAUUUACACUCAAGGGAGCCCAGGCUCUGGCAAAAGCCAUCAAGGGCUGGUCUGGAUUGAAGGAACUGGGCGUUGGCGAUGAUCUGCUGGGCGGGAGAGGUGCAACCAAGGUUUUUGAGGCGCUCACCUCGGGUAACAAUAAAGCCAUCGAGAUUCUCAGGUUGCAGUACAACGAUAUUCAUCCGGCUGGUCUCAAAGCUCUCCUACAAGCUGCUCAGGAUGGUCUUCCCAAACUGCGGCGAGUGGAACUGAAUGGCAACAAGUUCGAGGAAGAUGAUCCAUCAGUGGAGGCUUUGGCUAGCCUUCUGAGCGAUCGACAGGAUGAGGGAGGCAAGCAUGACGAUCCCGUGGACCACUGGGGUCUAGACGAUCUGGAUGAGCUGGAGGGAGAAGACAGCGAGGUGGAGGAAGAAGGCGAAGAGGCCGAGGAGGAAGAAGAGGAAGAGGAAGAAAGAGAGAAGCUCGUCAAGCAGGACGAAGAAGUGGAAGAUCUGAACGUUCCAUUGAAGAAGGACGCGGAAGUGGACAAGUUGGCAGAGGCGCUCGACAAGACUCUUUGAACCAGUCUAUUGCCUUGCCUCCCGAACGAGGCCCAAUUGAUGUAAAUCAGGUGUACAGCACAUACUUGGAUUUGUUGUGAGCGAUACCCCUUGAAAGAAUUCAGCGUCAAUAUUGUCUUGUUUGAAGCCCGGCUUGGACCGCAGCAUGUAAAGAUUGUUUAUUUGGCGUCCUCCCAAUGGAGGCCUCAGGAUUCCUUAUUCGAGGCCUGUGACGGUGGACCAAGAUGCCAAUUCCGGACCAUGGGAGCUGCCGCCGUUGCAGAUUGAGGUCCACGAAACCAGCUCCUGGGGCGCCGGUUAGUUCUAAUCCGGAAUGGGAGGAACCUGCCAUUGUCCGAAGCAAACCGCAGGGCAGAGCCGAUGCUUCUUGUUCAUGUAAAUCAAGUCCGCUUCGACACUGAAUUCAAACAGGCAGGUUCCGUAGCAUCGCUGAAUCGUGGGGCUCUGGAACAUCGCAGGAGUGAACAGAGGCUCUCUAAGAAUACGGAGGCAAUGGACCUGGGCUCGUCACUCUCAAAGUAAAGCUCGUGUCUUCCAUGCUUGGAGGUUCAGAGCCUUGUCUCCCAAAUGUCGACGCCAUACUCUCGCCCGACGCCAAAGGUGUACUGUUACUUGCCAGCGUACAUUGACCUAGCUAGCAUAGAUCUGUAACAACCUAUCUUCAGCACCAUCUAGGACACUCCAAUGCUCGAGUACCUCCA